This is a messenger RNA of Dipodomys spectabilis (banner-tailed kangaroo rat), 2168 nucleotides long. RefSeq names its product sterile alpha motif domain containing 1 (gene Samd1). The transcript is spliced from 5 exons. Bases 1 to 1623 code for a protein of 540 amino acids. NCBI's taxonomy places the organism in Eukaryota, Metazoa, Chordata, Mammalia, Rodentia, Heteromyidae. Gene Ontology annotation, molecular function: protein binding; DNA binding. The record is from RefSeq and is a predicted model, not a curated record.
AUGGCGGGGCCCCCGGCCCUGCCCCCGCCGGAGACGGCGGCGGCCGCCACCACGGCAGCGGCCGCCUCGUCGUCCGCCGCGUCCCCGCACUACCAGGAGUGGAUCCUGGACACCAUCGACUCGCUGCGCUCGCGCAAGGCGCGGCCGGACCUGGAGCGCAUCUGCCGGAUGGUGCGGCGGCGGCACGGCCCGGAGCCCGAGCGCACGCGCGCCGAGCUGGAGAAACUGAUCCAGCAGCGCGCCGUGCUCCGGGUCAGCUACAAGGGGAGCAUCUCGUACCGCAACGCGGCGCGCGUCCAGCCGCCCCGGCGCGGGGCCACCCCGCCGGCCCCGCCGCGCGCCCCCCGCGGGGGCCCCGCCGCCGCCGCCGCCCCCGCCGCGCCGCCGCCCGCGCCCGCCGCGCCGCCGCCCGCGCCCGCCGCCGCCGCCGCCGCCGCCCCGGCCCGGGCGCCCCGCGCGGCCGCCGCCACAGCGCCCCCCUCGCCCGGCCCCGCGCAGCCGGGCCCCCGCGCGCAGCGGGCCGCGCCCCUGGCCGCGCCGCCCCCCGCGCCCCCCGCCCCGCCGGCGGCGGCGCCCCCGAUCGGCCCGCGCCGCGCCCCCCCGCCCGCCGCUGCCGCCGCCGCCGCCGCCCGGGAGUCGCCGCUGCCGCCGCCGCCGCCGCCGCCGGCGCCGCCACAGCAGCAGCCGCCGCCGCAGCCACAGCCGCCGCCGGAGGGGGGCGCGGCGCGGGCCGGCGGCCCGGCGCGGCCCGUGAGCCUGCGGGAAGUCGUGCGCUACCUCGGGGGCAGCGGCGGGACCGGCGGCCGCCUGACCCGCGGCCGCGUGCAGGGGCUGCUGGAGGAGGAGGCGGCGGCGCGGGGCCGCCCGGAGCGCGCCCGCCUCGGAGCGCUCGCGCCGCCCCGCGGGGACAGGCCCGGACGGGCUCCGCCGGCCGCCAGCGCCCGCGCGGCGCGGAGCAAGAGAGGCGGCGACGAGCGCGCGCUGGAGAAAGAUGAGGAAGACGAAGAUGACGACGACGACGACGACGACGAUGACGUGUCGGAGGGCUCCGAAGUCUCCGAGAGCGACCGCCCGGCCGGCGCCCCGCACCACCAGCUCAACGGCGAGCGGGGUCCGCCCUGCGCCAAGGAGAGGGUCAAGGACUGGCCGCCCUGCGGCUCCCACCAGGGCCAGGAUGAAGGGCGGGGCCCCGCACCUGCCAGCGCCUCCCGCCAGGUGUUCUCCAUGGCGUCCAUGAAUAAGGAAGGGGGGUCUGCCUCUGUUGCCACCGGCCCCGAUUCUCCAUCUCCUGUGCCUUUGCCCCCCGGAAAACCGGCCCUCCCUGGGGCGGAAGGGACCCCCUUCAGCUGCCCCCCGGGGCGCAAGGAGAAGCCGGCCGACCCGGUGGAGUGGACGGUGAUGGACGUGGUGGAGUACUUCACGGAGGCCGGCUUCCCCGAGCAGGCCUCCGCCUUCCAGGAGCAGGAAAUCGACGGCAAGUCGCUGCUGCUCAUGCAGCGCGCCGACGUGCUGACCGGGCUGUCCAUCCGCCUGGGCCCCGCGCUCAAGAUCUACGAGCACCACAUCAAGGCGCUGCAGCAGGUCCACUUCGAGGACGACGACCCCGACGGCUUUCUAGGCUGAGCGCCCCGGCCUCGCCCUCCCCGCCCCCAAACCCAUUCCAGACCCUUCCCCCCUCACCCCCCCCAAACCCCAGACUCCAGGAUGCUGGACUGGUGGGGGGGGCAUUGCCCUCUCUUUGUCUCAUACACCACCUGCCCCCCUAAAACCUGCCUCCCACCGUGGAGGACGGGGUGGACUCUGCCUGAUCGUUCAUCUCCCCACCCCCAGGAGGCCAGCCUGCCCCCCCCUCACUCGGGACAUUUUUGGAGAAAAAGGGCAGGGGGGGACCUUCCUAUCUCCCAAGAUCCUCUCUGUUCAGCCGGAUGUAUCCUGUAUACGUGUUUUGUUUUUUUUCUGCCUGUUCAUUGGCGGGUGGUCUUUCUCCCCCACCCCCCGCGGCCCCGCUCCCCCAGCCCACGGUGCCCCUGGCUCUCCAGCCCCGGGGGGUUCUGCUGGGGUCUCCUCUGUCCCCUCUUCACCUCUCUUUCUGUCAGUCUUUCGCUCCAGCUGGCUGUAUGGCUUUUUAUAUUGCACCGGAGGUUUUUUAAAUAAAAUUUUAAGAAAAA